Bipolaris sorokiniana ND90Pr is the source of this 620-nucleotide messenger RNA. RefSeq lists its product as uncharacterized. The record is from RefSeq and is a predicted model, not a curated record. The transcript has a single exon. Bases 33 to 368 code for a protein of 111 amino acids. NCBI's taxonomy places the organism in Eukaryota, Fungi, Ascomycota, Dothideomycetes, Pleosporales, Pleosporaceae.
CCCCAGACGGCACAACUCUUCUACUCUGAAACAUGUGCUUCUACGACCAGCACCGUUUUGUCUGUGGUGAUUGGAAGUGGGGCCAUUUCCGCCAGCACUGCGCCAAAGAGUACCGAAUCGGCGAGACGUGUGGCAUGAAGCUCAUCAUGCAAACAGUCCCUACUGGCACAUAUUGCAAGCUCUGCGAGAAGAUCAACACCAAGAUGCGCCGCCGAGCCGCUGAGGUGGACCGUGUCGGCCGAUGGCAGCGCGAGGCUCACAAGUUCGCGGCCUCUAUUGAGAAAUCCAUGGAGAUGAUUCGUGCAUUGGACGGGGAAAUCUGUGAGCUAACCAACGAGCGUAACCGCAGACUGCAAGCGAUUCACUGAGCUCGGGGUAGACAUGACGCAGGCGUCUGGGAGUUUUCGUUUCAUGUACAACGUCUUGGUAUUUCCUUUCAAAUUGAGCCCGUUCAACUUUCGUUUCGGGGGUCGACAUAAGGCAGGAAGUGCUGCUAUUGAAGGAAGAGGAGCGGCACAUGGAAGACCGGGCGUUACCUCUUACAAUCGCUUCUUUUCAGUCAUUGAAUCCUCUUGGGAUUGGGUAGUUCAAUCAAUCUUUUUUUCUCCUAACUUCCAUGA